Microthlaspi erraticum is the source of this 2607-nucleotide messenger RNA. NCBI's taxonomy places the organism in Eukaryota, Viridiplantae, Streptophyta, Magnoliopsida, Brassicales, Brassicaceae. The record is from the annotation of a GenBank genome assembly.
AUGUUAUCGCCGUCAUUUCGUCACCGGGCAUGUUGCUGCUGGACAGGCAUUCUCAUUCUCACGACGGGAGGUUCCGCUGCCGUAUAUGGCCGUUUUACCGCCGGUUAUUCUUCAUCGUCGUAUUCUCCACGACAGCUAUUGGGCCGGGCGACGCCGGUUGAAAGAGAUGGGACUCAGAAUUCUCACAGAUUCAUGGCCGGAACUCGGAAGAAUAUGGAGAGUUCUCCUGCGCUUCUGUUAGUGCUAAUAACUUUGGCCAUCAUUCAUAUUGUUAGAGCUCAAGACCAACAAGGGUUCAUCAGUUUGGAUUGUGGGCUACCCGCGGGUGAACUGUCUCCAUAUAAAGAGGAGGUAACUGGAUUACAGUUCUCUUCGGACGCGACAUUCAUCCAGACUGGAAAAGUUGGUAGAAUUCAGGCAUAUAAGGCGGCUAACUUGCAGAGGCCGUACAUGACGCUGAGAUAUUUUCUAGAUGGAAUAAGGAACUGCUACAGUCUGAAUGUGGACAAGGGGCGUAAAUAUUUGAUCAGAGCUUCCUUUGUAUAUGGAAACUAUGAUGGUCUUGGCAUUGGCCCUGUGUUCGAUCUUUAUCUUGGACCUAAUCAAUGGGCCACGAUAGAUUUGGAAACACUAGUGAAUGGUACACGGGAAGAUAUCUUACACAUCCCAACAUCAAACUCGUUGCAGAUUUGUCUUGUCAAGACUCGUGAAACUACACCGCUAAUAUCCGCUUUGGAAUUACGGCCGAUGCGAGAAAUGAUUCUUAUAUCACUAAAUCUGGCUCUCUGUCACUUUACUACUGGCGUUAUCUUAGCGAGUCAAGAUCUCAGAUACGGUAAAGUCUACUUUAAUUCGAACAAUGUUUCUUAUUAUGCUCUGUACACAGAAGAACCCUAUGAUCGUAUAUGGAUUUCGUACUUUCAGACGAAUUGGACCCACAUUUCCACCACUCUUGAAGUGAACAACUCCAACAAGUAUGUUCCACCGAAAGCUGCGCUAAGAAAUGCUGCCAUGCCUAGUAAUGCCACUGCGCCAUUGUCGAUCCAGUGGACUGCAACAAACCCUGAUAACCAGUAUUACUUGUACGCACACUUUGCUGAGAUCCAAGACUUGGAGCCAAAUGAAAUCAGGGAAUUCCACAUGGUAUGGAACGGCAAAGUUAUCUCUGACCCUGUAAUUCCCCCAAAGUUAAAGAUAACUACUAUUGAAAGCUUGUCACCGAGAACUUGCGAUGAAGGGAAGUGUAGUUUUCAGCUGACAAGAACCAACAGAUCAACUCUGCCUCCUCUACUCAACGCUUAUGAGGUCUACACAUCUAUUGAGUUUCCACAGUCUGAAACAGAUGCAAGCGACGUGGUUGCUAUGAAGAACAUCACAGCCACCUAUGGAUUGAGUAGAAUCAAUUGGCAAGGCGAUCCAUGCUUUCCUCAACAGCUUAGGUGGGACUCUUUAAACUGCAGCAACACGGAGAUGUCCUUGCCACCAAGAAUUGUUUCAUUAAACUUGUCUUCAAGUCGUUUAGCUGGAACCAUAGCAGCUGCCAUUCAAAAUCUUACGCUACUAGAAAGACUGGACUUGUCCAAUAAUAACUUGACUGGAGGAGUGCCGGAGUUUCUAAGCAACAUGAAAUCGUUGUCGCUCAUAAACUUAAGCGGGAACGAUCUUAAUGGUUCAAUACCUCAAUCUCUGCAGAGGAAAGGACUCGAGCUACUUGUUGAAGGAAACCGAAAGCUUUGUGUCUCUCAUUCAUGUAGAAAACCAAAUAAGACGAAAACUCUUGUGCCAAUAGUUGCAUCAGUUGCUUCUGCAGCCAUUGUCAUUGCUGUAUUUGUUCUUUUUCUUGUACUCCGAAAGAAGAAAUCAACAGCUAUUGAAGGUCUACGCCUGCCACCAAGGACUUCAAUGGUGAAUGUUACACCUGAACCUUCAUUUGAUCAGAAAAGCAGAAAAUUCACAUACUCAGAGGUUAUCGAAAUGACAAGUAACUUCCAAAGAGUUCUAGGUAAAGGAGGGUUUGGCUUCGGGUAUCAAGGUACUGUAAAUGGUUUGGGAGUGGCCGUUAAAGUACUCUCUCAACUUUCAACUCAAGGUUAUAAACAAUUCAAAGCAGAGGUUGAUCUUCUUCUUAGAGUUCACCAUACAAAUUUGGUGAGCCUCGUUGGGUAUUGCUAUGAAGGUGAUCACUUAGCCCUCGUCUACGAGUUUCUGCCUAACGGAAACUUAAAACAACAUUUGGCAGGAGAAGGAGGUAGAUCCGUCAUCAACUGGGGUAGUCGACUGCGCAUAGCCUUGGAGGCCGCACUAGGAUUGGAGUAUUUACAUAUUGGAUGCACACCGCCAAUGGUUCAUAGAGAUGUCAAAACUGCAAACAUAUUGCUUGACGAACAUUUCAAGGCCAAGCUCGGCGAUUUCGGGCUCUCGAAAUCUUUCCAAGUUGGAGGCGAAUCUCAUGAUUCAACGGUGAUUGCUGGUACUCUUGGAUACCUUGAUCCAGAGCACUUGAGCUGGCAGUUUCAUGCGCUGAUCCUUCUUCCUCAAAACGACCAACCAUGUCUCAGGUUAUUAGCGAGCUUAAAGAGUGUAUUGUGUGUGAAAACUCGAGGAUGA